AUGAAGCUUUUUUCACUUUUUGACAAGGCCAUCAAUUCGGCUCUUGCUGACGGACCUUCAGAUGCUCAAACCGCUAAAGCGGAUGAGAUUUGCAAAGAUGUUGCCGGCGGAGAUCCCAAAGUCUUCGAAUACAGAUUCAGCGGUGCUCAAGCCAAACUAUUUGAGUGCACAUAUGAUGUAGCCGCGGACUCAGGAACGAUUGAGCGAAAAACUCUUGUGAAACUAUACAACGAUCCGGACGCUAUAAACUUUUACAGGAUGAAUAAAAAUCGUCUCAAUGACGUUGUCAACGCGUAUCAAAAUGGCGGCGACAUCGGAGUUGGCGCAGAGAUCUACAAAACUUACAAUGAUGGAAAUCCUUAUGGCAGCUUGAACUUCGCCAUUGUUCAGGAGUUUUUGAACGGCGGUGAUUUAGAAGACACCACUCCAACGGAUGAUGAUAUUUUCGCCGUGGCUAGGUUGCUUGCAAAGAAUCAUCUAGUGCCAUACGGCGAUACAGGCAUGAACAGGGACUUUUGCAGCCAACACUGGCCCUGGAAUACAGUCGCUUACGGGGAUCAUCUGAACGAUGAUUAUUUCAAAGAUGGUCGAGACUUCGUUCAAGGAUACAUGCAAAAGAACGGAAUCGGUGAUAUGAAGACUCUUCAAGAGUUCUACGAAUACGCGCGAGAUCAAGCCGAAAUGGCCCCGUCUCCAGCCGUCUUUAGCCACGGAGAUCCGCACUUGGGCAACAUCUUCAAGCUUGAUGACGGAACUUACCGUCUUUUGGACUACGACAAUUCAAACAUUGGGCCAAGAAUUUGGGAUCUUAUUUAUUUCUGGAACAAGUUACCAAACACCGAUAAAGACUCAAAGUUUGAUGCCUACAUAAACGCUUAUGUAACGGAAUACAAUGCAGGAAAUCCGCCAGUACCUGUUACGGCGGCUGAAAUUUCGAACGAAUUUUUCUGCCAUCUUCCAUACAGCCUUCUUCAAUUGGCUGCAUUCUAUCAUACAAUGGAAGACUUAAGAUUCUUGAAAAUCGACGAGUUGACCCUGUAUGUGAUGGAUCUUAUUUUGAAGGACAAGAAUUUCCCGCAAUGCCAGGCUGCUUCUGUGCCAACUGGAGCUCUUUAUGCAGACUGCGAGUUUGAAGCUAAAUCGAAUGAUGUUCAAAUGAAGGUGACGAAUAAAGGCGGCAAUGGAGGUAGUGAUGCGCGAGAAUACAGCCUUGCUCUUGGACUCCUAUUCUUGUCCAUUUUUAGAUAA
Oikopleura dioica is the source of this 1248-nucleotide messenger RNA. Lineage: Eukaryota; Metazoa; Chordata; Appendicularia; Copelata; Oikopleuridae. The record is from the annotation of a GenBank genome assembly.